This is a messenger RNA of Carassius gibelio (silver crucian carp), 2050 nucleotides long. Its product is annotated as RCC1 and BTB domain-containing protein 2-like. The record is from RefSeq and is a predicted model, not a curated record. Lineage: Eukaryota; Metazoa; Chordata; Actinopteri; Cypriniformes; Cyprinidae. The coding region runs from base 1 to 420 and encodes 139 amino acids. The transcript is spliced from 4 exons. Gene Ontology annotation, molecular function: protein binding.
AUGAGCAAGUGCGAGCAUUUCCGAGCAUUGCUGAAUGAGACGGAUGAAGAGACCAUAGAGAUUCAUCAGUUUUCUUAUCUGGUAUAUCGUGCAUUCCUGGAGUACCUGUAUACUGAUACCAUCAACCUCCCACCUGAGGAUGCCAUUGGUCUGCUCGAUUUGGCCACGUACUACCGUGAGAGCCGUCUGAAAAGACUGUGUCAGGAGACAAUCAAGAGAGGCAUCUCAGAGGAGAACGCUAUAACACUGCUCUCAGCUGCUGUCAAGUAUGAAGCUCGGGAUCUGGAAGAGUUCUGUUUCAAGUUUUGCGUUAACCACCUGACGGCUGUCACUCAAACGCAGGCCUUCGCCGACAUGGACCACGAUCUGCUGAAGAACUUCAUCAGCAAAGCCAGCCGCUACGGAGCAUUCAAGAACUAACAGAAAUAUAUCGGCUAAGGAGGAAUUUUGCUUUGGCUCUGCUACAUCUAGAGAAGUUAUCUCUAAUAGCUCCGAUUUGGAAAGAGAGGAGACAAACUUAUGUGGUUUGACUGUAAAGAAGUGGUAAAAGCCACAGCACUGGUUGUCUUCUGGAUCCCAGUGCCUUUAAAUUACAUCCCCAUCUGAAGCCCUAUGUAAAUGGAAGAAUUAAAGAUUGGAUUCAAAGGGACCAGACCAGUCUCAAAAGAUUGUAUUGAAAUAGAGUAGCUAAACGAAAAGUGCUUCAUGAGCAAGGGGUUCAUCUGUGCGUAAGCAAAAGGGAAGAUCAUCUCAUGUAGGAGAUGGUUGAUGGGAGAAAGAGUUGCUUUCUGUCACUGAAUUGUUGUUUUGGAUCAAGAUCACAAUAAUUUGUAAUAUAUUUCCAGUCAUUAAAUAUAUAAUGGAUUGGAAAGUUACAGUCAGCCAAACAAGUUUUCCAUCUCAAAUCCAUCUAUCAUUAUCAUGAUGGCCUUUAUAAAGCAGGCCAACAGUCGUACCUUCUGAGGGAGGUCACCUGUGUCAUAGGAUAUCAUGUUUUUUUCUUCCUGACAUUAGAAGAAACUUAACACAAUAAUAUGUCAUUAGAGUAGUAAAGCAUUAUUUUUAAAUGUAGCAUUAAGUGGCUCCAAUUUAAUUUACUGAUCCAACUAAUGUAACAUGUUUUUGUUUAGUUUUUUUUUUACUGACAGUAAUGUUACUUUUGAUAUGUUUGCACUGUUUCUGUGUAAUUAUUCUGGAUAUGUCAGAAGGGUCAACAUCUGUGAUUUUCUCAAGUCAUCUUGAGCUCUAACACAAGUGUCAGGGUGAAAUCUCUCAAAAACUGUGAAGAACUGUUCAGGCCAUAUUUCAGCCCCUCCAAAAAAGGAAAUUAUAUUUUGCUUAAGAAAAGCCUGAUUGUUGGAUGUUUAAACUUUUAUAUCUAUAUAACACAUCAAAGUAUAAAUUUUAUUUUAGCAAGGUGUUAUUAAUGUUUUUUUGUUUUGUUUUUUGGACUGAAGUAUGAGCCAGAUAUUUCUUCAUGACUUUUACAGGUUGUGCAGUUGGGAAAUAGUGCUGUAUGGUGGUGUUGCCCAUAUUACCCAUAAACUAACCAUGUGCCCAUAUUAUGUCAUUCAUUAAUUUUCAACCAACCAAACUAGUCUUGAAAAAGCACUUGAAACAGCAAUCAUAAAAACGUAUAUAAUUCAAGUGUUUACAGUAGGUUUAGAGGUGUUAAACAAACACAUCCUGACACAAUCAGAGAGAGCUUUCACUCUCUCUCACACAUCACAAUGUCUUCUUGAUUCUUGAUGGUCAGUUGUUACAGUCUGUUUAUACUUGUUUAUACAGUCAGGGGUUUCUGUUGGGUUGUAGAUAUUUCUACAUGAUUUCAUUCUUUUGUAACUCCAUAAAUGAGGGUCAGGACUGCGAAACCCUGCCCGAUUGCCAAGUUAGGGUUGUUAAUUAUUCCCCAGUGGUCAUGUAAUUAAUGGGGACAUAAAUAAUUUGACACUUGAAUAAUCUGUUUUAAGAUGAUACCAAACUUACUGUUUUCAUUUAAGCAAGUGUCAUACGGGACUUUUAAUAUUAAAAUAAAUAUCCUAUAUUAUAA